Messenger RNA from Eimeria necatrix, 768 nucleotides. RefSeq names its product SAG family member. The transcript is spliced from 4 exons. The record is from RefSeq and is a predicted model, not a curated record. Lineage: Eukaryota; Apicomplexa; Conoidasida; Eucoccidiorida; Eimeriidae. The coding region runs from base 1 to 768 and encodes 255 amino acids.
AUGUUUCGUCUCGUUUUUAUUCCAUUCGUUCUCGUGCCUGUGUUCUAUGGACACAAGGCAGCAAGUGCUGGCACAACGGGAGCAGCAGAAACGAUUAGUUGUUUAAGCGAAAUGAAUGUGGAGAGGGCCGCUGCGGGACUCGCUGCGUUUGAGGAGGCAACUGAUGGAGCACAAGUGCUGCCGAAAACCCCUGCCGCUGUACGAGAUAUAACUCCUGCUACGCUGUGGACCGAAAUCUGCAAAAUAAUAACAAAGGAAGGAACCGAAAGCGCCCAGGCCAAGCAGUUAACGGGAACCUUCGCGUACUACCGCGGCGAGAACGACUGCAAGGCAGCAGUGCAGUACUGGAAGGACGGGUUUUCUCUCUUCAAAAACGAGCUGCCCCCAGCGUACAAAGCGUUGAAUGACCCUCAAAUAUAUACCGAGCAGGCUGUUUCCUUUGUCGCCCUCUAUAACCCUCAGACAAGUCCUGUAGCCAGCUGUGCCUUUGUCACCUGCACAACAGCAGCCGGGUUUACUUCCCCAGACGGAGGGAGCUCAACAAGAAGACUUCAAGGUGAAGAGGAUACUCCUUCUACUACUACUGCCGUUAUCUGCUUGACGAACCCUAAGGCGCUGACCGCGGGAGAACCGCCAUUCAAGGAAGAGGUGUGGCAGAAGAUCGUUCAAGCCAUAGUUGGCACUGAGGAGAGCAACGGGGCUUCGCCAGUCAGGCCGUCAUUUGCUGUUGGGUUCAUAAUGAUGCUUUUUGCCUACGGGCUUUUUUAA